AUGGUGAGAAUAAUAAAGGAAAUUAAAAAUCUAUAUAUUUCCAAUUUAAGAUAUUUACCAAGACGCUCAUACAGUUCUCACAAUGAUACUAAGUUAAUAGACGUCAGUAAAAUAAGGAAUUUUAGUAUAGUAGCACAUGUUGAUCAUGGGAAAAGUACCUUAGCAGAUCGAUUACUUGAAAUAACGGGAGUAAUAAAACCGGGAAAUGAAAAUAAACAAGUGCUAGAUAAACUACAGGUGGAAAGAGAGAGAGGCAUAACAGUCAAGGCUGUUACAGCAUCUCUAAACUAUACAUAUAAUAAUGAACAAUAUCUUUUAAAUUUAAUAGACACCCCGGGACAUGUUGAUUUCUCAAAUGAGGUAGUCCGCAGUGUAAGAGCAUGUCAGGGUGUAAUCUUCUUAGUUGAUGCCAAUGAGGGCAUACAAGCUCAAACAGUUGCUGUACACUCAUUAGCAAAGAGAAAUAAUCUAGUUAUAAUACCUACAUUGAACAAAGUGGAUUUACCUCGAGCUAAUCCAGAAAAUGUUAAAGCUCAAUUAAAAUCAUUGUUCCAUAUAGAACCAGACACAGUUUUGAGUAUAUCUGCUAAGAAGGGAUGGGGUGUGCCGGAAUUGAUAGAAGCUGUUAUAUCAAGAAUACCAGCUCCAACGGUAGAAGUUAAUAAGCCAUUUAGAGCCUCGAUAAUAGACACAUGGCAUGAUAAAUUUAGAGGGAUUAUGUGUUUGGCUUAUAUAGAGUCAGGGUCAGUGGAAGUUGGUGAAAAUGUAAGAUGGAGAUCUGACAGCAAACAGCAUGUCCUUAAAUACUUAGCGUUGUUGCGUCCUCAUGAAGAACCAAUAAAAAAGGCUGUAGCCGGGCAAGUUGUGAUGGUAGGUUGUGGUCCAAAAGGAGGUGGAUGUGUUGGUGAUGAAUUACUGUCCUUUGAAUCAGCAGAUGGUAUUAAAGUGGCUUCAGCGCCAGCGGUCAAACACAUGGUGUAUGCUGGAAUCUUUCCUUCCGAUCAGUCGCAACAUACACAGCUAAGUGAUGCUAUAAGGAAGCUGGCAUUAAAUGAUUCCGCUGUUAGUGUAACUGUGGAUUCCAGCCCAGCUUUAGGUCAGGGAUGGCGUGUAGGCUUUCUUGGUCUCUUGCAUCUUGAUGUGUUUACCCAAAGACUUCUGCAGGAACAUAAGGCUGAGGCUAUAUUGACAGCGCCAUCUGUGCCAUAUAAAAUAAAAGUUAAAGGAAGUAAAGCAAUAAAACAGUUCAAAGGAGAGGAAGCAAUAAUUACUAAUCCGUUACAACUUCCAGAUUCACAGAAUAUAGAAGAAUAUUAUGAACCCUUUGUUAUAGGUACAAUAAUAACUCCUGUAGAAUACAUAGGAGCUGUUACAACACUAUGUGUGGACAGACGUGGUACACCACUGCCAUCUAGCGCUGUUGACGAUAAAAUGACGAUGAUGCAAUUCAUUUUGCCGCUAUCGGAAGUCGUCAUUGACUUCCAUGACACUUUAAAAAGUUUGACUUCCGGUUUUGCAAGUUUUGAUUACCAGGAUCAUGGUUUUCAUCCAAGUUCUCUCGUCAGGAUGGAUGUUUUAAUUAACGGGCUACUAGUCGAAGAGUUGACUACUAUAGUACAUACAAGUAGAUUGGAAUACAACGCAAGGAAAUUAACAACAAAACUCAAAGAAAUGAUUCCGCGUCAAAUGGUUCAGGUUGCCAUACAAGCCGUUGUUGGAGGUAAAGUUUUAUCACGGGAAACUAUAAAAGCGUACAGAAAAGAUGUCACUGCUAAAUUGUAUGGUGGCGACGUCACAAGAAGAAAGAAGCUGUUGAAACAGCAAUCUGAAGGAAAGAAGAAAAUGCGAAGUAUUGCAAACAUAAAAAUUCCAAGAAAUACUUUUAUAGAUGUAUUAAAAAGGUAG
Messenger RNA from Danaus chrysippus (African queen), 1905 nucleotides. NCBI's taxonomy places the organism in Eukaryota, Metazoa, Arthropoda, Insecta, Lepidoptera, Nymphalidae. The record is from the annotation of a GenBank genome assembly.